Seriola aureovittata is the source of this 6666-nucleotide messenger RNA. It is a transcript of the gene eno4, whose product is annotated as enolase 4. The coding region runs from base 118 to 1848 and encodes 576 amino acids. The transcript is spliced from 13 exons. NCBI's taxonomy places the organism in Eukaryota, Metazoa, Chordata, Actinopteri, Carangiformes, Carangidae. Gene Ontology annotation, cellular component: phosphopyruvate hydratase complex. Gene Ontology annotation, biological process: glycolytic process. The record is from RefSeq and is a predicted model, not a curated record. Gene Ontology annotation, molecular function: phosphopyruvate hydratase activity; magnesium ion binding.
UUAUUUAUGACGUGAAAAGGAAGGGAUGUCGCUCUGAUCUCCGCUGUCACUUGAACGACUCGUUUCCAGGGUAACAGACAACACAAAGCCAACGGAGACGGUGACAACACGUGAACAAUGUCUUAUCAAGCGGUUACCAGCCGUGUUUCUGAAGAGGAACAGGAUUUCUAUGAAAUUAAAAACGCGGCCGAGUUUUAUCGGGUCAACCGAGUCCCGGAGCAGAUAGAGGGAGCUCUCAACGAACUCUUCCUCCACAAGCCCAGAGACGUUCACGGCUACCUGGCAAAUUACUUUGCAAACCUCUCUGCACCACCAAGGAUAAACAGACUGAGGGGAAAGGAGGUUUAUGACACAAGAGGACAACUAUCCAUUGAGGUGGAGGUCUUCUGCAUCGUCAGCAACAAGGAAAAGAGCAUUUCCUCAGGUGCUAUCUCCAGCCUCUUUGGGUCUAAAGAGUCUUCACUGGACUGGAGAGCUGAGAGUCAGGAGAGGGCUGACCAUGUGAUGACUGCUGUCCAGUGGAUCAAUGAACCUCUAAACAACAUGUUGAAGGGCCAAAACCCCUGUGACCAAUCAGAAGUUGACCAUGCUCUCAGUAAUUUCUUCAUGGCCCGGUACCUGGAGGAGAAAGACAUCCGCAACAGGGAGGAGGGGAAGGAGAGUCAUUCACCAAACGAGUCUGAGGCGGUUCUUCCUUCUGCACCGUCAGCACAGGCUAAAGACAAAAGGACUGUUGAUAAAGGUAAAAAAAGCAAUACUUCAGAGAAACCGUUUCCUCCAGCAGAGCCACCAGAGCCAGUUCUACCUGGGAGCUUAGCCAUCGGCUCAGUGUCUGUGGCUGUUGCCAGAACUGGGGCACAGUUACAGGGCCUCCCUCUCUAUGGAUACAUAGCAGCGCUAAAGAACGGAGAGACUCCAACACAGUUUUACAUCCCUGUCUCCUUGGUGACUUUGCUGAGCUGUGGGAAGAAAUCUGCUGGAAAACUGAGUUUGCUGGAAGAAAUCAUUCUGAUCCCCAAAGCAGGACAACGAGUCAAACAAAUCAUCACAAUGACCCUUGAAUUACAGAAGGAGAUGAUGAGAAUAAUGAACACUUCAACAAAAGCCGGGGCCACUCAGGCAACUCUGCAUGACAGUGGUGCGCCAGCUGUGAGCUAUGAGAGACCCGAGCAGCCUCUGGAUCUCAUCGCUGAAGCCUGCAUCAACCUUGGACUGGCACUGGGAACAGAGAUCCAUUUAGCAUUAAACUGUGACGCCCGUGAGCUUAUGGACUUUUCUAAAGGAAAGUAUGAAGUUUCAACAGGAGUUUUGAAGUCUCCGGAUGAAUUAGUGGACAUGUACCAAACACUUGUCAGCAAAUACCCAGCAGUGGUGGCUUUAAUCAAUCCAUUCAGGAGAGAGGACAUAGUCCAGUGGGAGAAGCUGAGCAAUGUUAUUGGAGACUCAUGUUCACUGCUCUUUGACGUCACUUACAAGGCAAAGGCCCUGCCCCAUCUGGGCGUCAGAGGUCACAUCUUAAAACACACUGAUGAGAUGACAAUCAGUGAUUUGGUCCGCAUCACUUCAGAGCACCAAGGUUCAGUGUUGCUGGGUACAACAUACAGUGAGCCCUGCAGUAGUGACUCUUUUUCAGAUAUAGCUGUGGGUCUGGGGCUGGACUAUGUCAAACUGGGAGGUCUGAGUGGUGCUGAGAGGAUGACUAAAUACAACCGGCUGAUUUCUAUAGAGGAAGAACUGGCCCAACAAGGAAUCCUGGUCUCCAAGGAGAAGCACCCCCCUCCACUGUUCACUGAAAACCUACAAAAGCAGUCCGCUACUGCAGAGAGACAUCUGUCAGACAAGGCCUGAAGGAAUACAGCUCUCAGCUUCUGUCAGGAAAAUAUGACUGAUUUAAAUACUAUGUAUAUAUUUUAUUUUCAUACUUCAAUUCUGCUGUUGUCACUUACUUGCAGGUCAGGAUUUUACUUAUAAAACCUACUGAGUUGAUUAUAAACAUUAUAAAAUGCAAUAAGCUAGUGUUGUUGUGGUAAAAAAAAAAAAAAAAUCAAUAUGAAGCUAUUGAGAGACAGGCUGAGUGGCUAAACACGACCUUCAAUAAAGCAGUUUUUAAAAGCCAAACAUCUCGUCGCCCCUUCAGGUGUAUACAAGCCAUACCAGGCACUGUACACAAACACAGGUCUGCUUUCAAAUCACAGUCAACCAUCUCCAUAAACAUAUCCAAAUAUAGCAGCACUCAUGAGCCAUAACACAACACAUGAGCCCUCAGCCUUCACUACAGUGGAGACAGUACAGAUCCACUGGUGGAGAUCUUCAUUUUAUGUGAUUAAUGUAUGUACCUUUUUUUUUUCUAAACAGACAUUUUUGAACACAUUAUUGCCAAAACACAGAAUAAAUUCACCCACUUGUAUAUUUUAAACAUUUAAUUAGCUUCAUUUGUGUCACUUACAAAAAUCCUCUCAAACAAAAUCUGCAUCAGGUUCCCAAUAUCUUUUACUCAUGACUCUAUGUAGUAAUCAGUUCUGUUUUAUUUGAAUAAUAGCCGAGGUUUUUAAAAACAUGCUGUGUUUACCUUUGGGGGGUCCACACCCCACUAAUCUAGAUAAACCACGAUACAUGAAAACACUCCACUGAAUUUCAGAUGAGUGACAUUAAUUUUAUAUUCACAACUCUAAGAUCAGGGCCACGCAGCAUACUCAUACUGUCAAACCAAUAAAUGAAUAAAUGAAAUAAAAUUCUUAAACCACUUUAUGUACAUAUACAAAAUAUAUAUACUAUAUGUAUGUAUGUGUAUAUAUAUAUAUAUAUAUAUAUAUAUAUAUAUAUAUAUACAUACACACAUACAUACACAUAUACACAUAUAUAUAUAUAUAUAUAUGUAUAAGUUGUUGAUUCACUGUGUCCAUUUGUUCGUUUUUGCAGCAACAGCUUUGCUUUAAUAGAAAUGGAUAAAAAAAGGCUGUAAAAAGCGGUGGGAGGACAAAAGCCAGAGAACACGCACACACACUUGCACACACACUUGCACACACACGGCUGUGUUAGUGUUGUCCAACAACGCUGGCCUCUUGUCUUCAUACCUGGUCAGCACCCUGGCUGACCCCUCUCAUGGCUCCUCAGUUUCUGGAGGAAAGGAUUGUGUCAGUGUGUAAAAACAGGAGCGGAGAGGAGCUGCGCCUGGCCUGCAGCACAGAGAAAAGACUGCUUGUAUAAAGUGAUAAGUGGAAGAGCUUCUCAAGUGCUUUGUGUACCAGCCACAUACAGCUGCAUCAAUGUGCCUGUCAAGUGAGUUAUCCCAUAUUCACAGCUCUUUUCUGUUAAACAGACAACAGACAGGAUCCGGCUGACAUGGCCCUGCUGACACCACAAUGGUCCCGCUCAAGUUUAAAGGAUGGAAAUAAAAAUUUCGACUGAAGAUGUUGACACACGGUUCGUUCGAAACAACACUGAAUGUAAACAUGUCUCUUAUUUCUUUCUUUACUCCACAGUUCACAUGUUCCUUCUAUUUUUAGAUUAUUUCUAGGUAAAACAGCUGCUUCAUGUUCUACAAAUUUCAUAUGUACUUUAAUGUCAGACAAAUAAAUUAAAUUACAAUUGUUCUCCAAUUGUUUUUGAUAGUAUUUGGUUUCUUGAUUUGCUGGCAGUUGCACUCAGUGCUGCUGUAAAUGUCGGUGAGCGAAGACAACCUCUAAUCAAUGAAAACAUGCAGACACAGACUGAGGCCGGGCGCACAGCCGCAGCUCAACGGAGGCUCCCUGGCAGGCAAUUACUGUGUUUGGGAAAAUAAAUGAAAUGACUAACAAAAUAGGUCAAAUUAAGUGUUUCCCAGACACACUAAAAGGACCUCCCUAAUUGCUGGUCCCCAAAGGGACAAAAAUACAAAAACAAAACAUUAUAUUGUAUCGGCUGAUGACGAGAGAAAAGACAGAGUGUCGACAAUAGGCUGUGGCAGUGAAGAAGAAACGGAGUAAAGAAAAGGACACAGCAUGCUCUGUGUAAUGACAUGUUUUGCCUCGAUCGGCGGUGUGUGUACCGGCUGUCAUUCAACGUCAACGAGUCUGCAGCUGGAGCAGAUGGUGGAGGAAGGCUGACCUGGUCAUUGACUUUGUUUCUCCUGAGGGAAGAGACACGCUCAUCACUCUACUGAAUCAAACACUAUAUUGUAUGUGGACACACAAUUGAUUCAUGCCAGGAUGGCCUCGAUGAGAAGAACCUCAUUUGAUAUGGAGGAUAUGAGGAGACAAAGAUCAAUACAAAGGCCUUCUCCUCUUUUCUCACUCUACUCCUACUCAAGCAGGUCGGCUUGACUCUAACCUCCAACAUACAGUAUUAUCCAAGAUAAUUCUCACAUCUUCACGCUGCUGUUGUCAGGACAAAAAGCCAAAUAUGCUCUGUGCACAUCUGAUUAGUUCAUAUAAUCUCCUCUGAGACCACUUCCUUUUUCUACGAGAUCCACAGUUGUCACAAAAUCUGUGGUUAAAUCAAUUUAGAAUGUGACUUCCUGUGUGUGUGGAUGGAUCUCUGAAGAGCACUGCUGAUGAAUCCUGUUAGAGAAGAGACAACUACAUUUCCACCAUUUUCUGAUGGGGGGGAACUGGGAGCUGGAAAUUGCACCUCAGUGCUAAACGAAGCCUAAAGCUUUAAUUAACAGCAGCACACAAUAAGUGAAGGACACUGCCCACAGUUCACGGCUCUCAUGUUUCAAUCCCUCACUCAAGGAAGUGUCUGGGAAAUCUAGGCAGGUGUUGAGGUAAAACAAAACGAGACGAGAGCAGCCCACCAUUGUAGUUAAAUUACCAGCAUUCACUGUGGUUUUCAAAGGGCACAGGCUGAUCCCCGGCUCCACACCUGACUUACACCACCACUGACUGAGGCUUAAAGAGACAAUCCACCGUAAGUCACUGUAACAUGGUUAGUGCUCAAGUGUUGUUGUAAUAUAUUUAGUGAUGCCACUUUACUCAUUGUAUCUCAUUGUAUUUACAUACAUGAAUACAACAGAAUCUGACGACUGAACAUGUUACUGUAAACAUCAAGGUUCGUUUCAUUUACUCACAAUUUGACACAAAAACAUGGAGAGAUCCAUCUCAGAGACCAGAGUCUGGUGUAGAAGUGGCGUUACCCAGAUCUUUGAGUUUCCUGAACAGAACAUCAGUCAUGAUUCAGGAAUAACACAUGGAUGUUGUAGGAGAACAUAAUAAAUAUCUUGUCAGUGAAAAAUUUAUUGAUUCAUUCGGCAUCAACAUUUUGUGACUUGACAAAUACGUUCAGUAGAAGUGUUGAUUAAAUUAUAAUCUGGGCUAAAAUAUGUUUCUCUUAAAAUCUAUUUAUUGUUGCAAAUUAGUAAUUAAUAUGAAAAUACUUUGUAGGAUUCAGGUUUGUUGAUUCAUGAGUCCCACAGGAAAAUCCCACAAUAACAACAACAACAACAACAAUAACAACAACAACAACAACAACAACCCAGUAAUGCUCCGACUGCCCCACCAAAUCAAAAAAGAAAAAGGAAAAGUAUUUUAUUUUGAUUUGACCAAUCAGUUUAUUUAUAUCUGAUUAGUCGGUCUGCAUGUCUUAUGUACUAUUAGAUGCUAUGGCUUUAGUUUUAGAGAACAUAUGUUAUAGCUUACAGUCCUAAUAGAACAUUCAUAGAGGACCUCAGUCAAGUCCUGCACUUAGUGACCAGUCAACAUCUCUUAAUGCCCCCCCCCAAGUAAAGGCAGUGUAGAACCGGGCCUGCACCAACACAGUCCAGCAGCAGCAGCAGCUCUGUUUGCAUCUGAACUCCUGCUAACAGUCAGAAGCAUCUGAAAAUGUUUGUCCAAAAGGCUGACCUCUGUUCUGCAGCCAAACAGGUAGUAACACUGCAGGGUGGAGGCAACAGAGAGGAGGCGGUGCCCCACAUACAAUGGGGGGGCCUAAGAAGGUUGGGGGGUAUAAGAGUGAGUGAGGGGAGCAGUGAAAACGGAAUCAGCCUCAGUGCUCUGUAAUUGCUCACUGGAUGGCUACAAGGUUAAAACUAGUCUAGACAUAAGCAUUCAGAGACUUCGCUUUAGCAAAACCUCAAGGCUGCAGAACUGUUCCUGCUCCGAAACAAUACACUGGGCUCCCCUGUCACCAUUAGAGAAAGAGCUGAAUCAACCCUGAAAAGGUGGUGUGUGAUACACACAGUUCAUUUCAAUGAAAUGAAACUCAGUGUAAAUCAAUGACACGCUUGUGCUCUUGGUCCACAUGCUAUGUAACCUCACAACCAGGAUGUCUGCUCUCAUUUCUUUUCACUCUGGACCCUUUACACUGUAUCACUGACUCAGAAUACAAUCACAUGAUUUUAAAGUGCCAAUAGACAACUUCUAAUCAAUGAACAUUGAGAAAUUGGGCGCAUGAGUGCAAGUCUCAUUUCCACUCCCACAAUAACUGGAUGAAGACUCUCCCUUAAUCAAUUAGUUUGUAUAAAAAAACACUGUCUCCACCAAAAGUGAUCAGACACAGAGAAGAACGAUGAGAGAGAAGAAGAAUUGUGAAACUGAGGUAAAAACCUGCAUCAGUUUACUUUAGUACAGUCACUCUAAUGUAAAGUCCUGUUUAACUUCGAACUUCAUUUAUUGGGACCAGAGAGUCUUAACGAGGCUCCACAGGCUCCAACACUGUGAUCAGAAAAUAUUCAAAUAGUAUCAAACAGUU